Messenger RNA from Hyaena hyaena (striped hyena), 2588 nucleotides. It is a transcript of the gene ICOSLG, whose product is annotated as inducible T cell costimulator ligand. The transcript has 7 exons. NCBI's taxonomy places the organism in Eukaryota, Metazoa, Chordata, Mammalia, Carnivora, Hyaenidae. The record is from RefSeq and is a predicted model, not a curated record.
GGCGCGCAGUCAAGAGCUGGGCUCCCGCGGCCCGAGGUCCUUCUGGCUCCGAGGGCUCCCGGGGCCCGAGGUCCUUCUCGCUCCGAGGGCUCCCGGGGCCCGAGGUCCUUCUCGCUCCGAGGGCUCCGGCGGCCCGAGGUCCCGCGCCCACCAUGAGGCUGGGAAGCCCUGGAAUUCUCCUGCUCCUGUUCGGUGCUCUGCAGGCCACAGAUAUUCAGGAGAAAGAAGUCAGAGCGCUGGUGGGCAGCGACGUGGAGCUCAGCUGAGUUUUCCCCGGAAGUCAAACCUUUGAUCUAAAUGACCUUUAUGUGUACUGGCAAAUCAGUGUCGUUGGCGGACCGAAGACCGUGGUCACCUACUACCUCUCCGGGAACAGCUCCGCGGGCCACAAGGACAAUCGCUACAGGGACAGGGCCCGGCUGUCGCUGGAGCGCAUGACGCGCGGCGACUUCUCUCUCCGUCUGUACAACAUCACCCCCCAGGACGAGCAGAAGUUCCACUGCCUGGUGUUCAGGAAAUCCUUGGAGUUAAAAGAGAUUCUGGAUGUUGUGGUGACGUUACACGUGGCAGCCAACUACAGCAUGCCCGUGGUCAGCGCCCCAAGCAGCGCCUCUGAGGACAAGGAGCUGACGUUCACGUGCACGUCUAUGAACGGCUACCCGAGGCCCAACGUGUUCUGGAUCAACAGGACGGACGACAGCGUGCUGGACGGGACCCUGCAGAACAACACCGUCUCCCUGAAAGCGCGAGGCCUGUACGACGUGUUCAGCGUCCUGACGAUCCCGUGGACCCCCAGCGCGAGCGUCGGCUGCUGCAUAGAGAACGUGCUCUUGCACCAAAACCUGACGGCGACCCCCACGCAGGCAGAAACGUUCACCGGAACCGAACACGGCAUCACCGAGAGCCAAGCCGAUGCCCCGAAGAAACAAGGUGCAGUCCUCAGCGCCCUUCUCGUGCUGGGCGUGGUCGUGGUCGUGGCCGUGGCCACAGGCUGGGUGUGCCGGAGCAGGUGCCCCCCGCGGGAUCCGCGCAGGAGCCAGGCUGCAAGACCAGAGCAGACGUUCUUCGACCGAGUCUGACGAGAACCCCCCCAUCCGGCGCGUGGACAGGGUUUCUGUGAGAUCCCACCCGGAGGAACGGCGGACGGCAGCUUGGGAAUUGACUCCGGCGGCCCUGGUGGCCACGAGGGACGGCCAGCCCCCACCGGCGCCUAUGACAAGGGGGCUCCAUGGACACGGAGCCUCUCUGGCCUGGAAGGGACACGUGGGGCCACGCCCGAUCCCAGGGAGAAUGUUCCAGGUGCCGCCCCAAUCCUGGAAUGAGGACCUUUCCUAGGGGCUGGCAGAGCCACCCACACAAGCGCCCAAGGGAGCAGGCUCCCCACCUCUGCUGCCAAGUGCAGGGGGAGAGGGUGCGAGAAGGUGGCUCUUCCCCCCCAGCCCCUGGGGCCCUCGGAACCCUUCUCGGUAUCAAAAACGCAUGGGGGUUUUGGGGGACGGGAGCUUUCUGAGGCCAGAGGAAGGGCGCCUCCCUUAGGAAGGCGAGAGGCAUGCUCGGUCUCCUCCAGCACCUUCCCUGCUGGGCGGAGGUCACUCAGGGCUGGUGGUAGAGGCGCACGUGCAGGGCGCCCACCCCUCCUGCCCCCGGAGAUGCAGGGGUGGAGUGUGUGUGUCUGCACGUGUGUGUGAGUGCGUGUGUCUGCACACGUGUGUGUAUGAGCGUGUGUGAGAGAACAUGUGUCUGCACGUGUGUGAGAGUGGGUGUAUCUGUGUGUGCACGUGGGUAUGAGCAUGUAUGUGAGUGAAUGCAUGGGUGAGUGGGUGUGUCUGCACACGCAUGUGUAUGAGCAUGUAUGUGAGUGAAUGCAUGGGUGAGUGGGUGUGUCUGCACACGCAUGUGUAUGAGCAUGUGUGAGUGCAUGUCUGUGCACACGCGCGUGUGCAUGUCCAGAAUGCAGGGACGGGUCAACACUGCAAAACUCCUGAAAGACCCCCUGGGAGUUGGUUUUUCUCCAGGACCUUCACUGGGAGGGACCCCUGACCUCGUUUGUUUUGGUCAAAAGCUGGAUUUCCUGCUUAGAACGCACCGUGGAGUUGUUUUGAGAAGGCCGUCUGCUGCUGGGGCCACGGUGACCGGAGCGGGGCACAAGCAGGGACUCAGAAACUUGCUCAGGCAGGACUGGGGACCCACGUCUCCAGCGGACCUGCACUUCACCACGUGGCCAGCGAGGGCCCUCCCCCUGGCGCCGUGGCGCACGCAGGGGGCGCUCUUCCCGCGCAGCGGCCGUGGUUGAAACUGCAGCCUGAGUCCCAGGCCACCCUCUGCACCUGUCGCCCCGGCCUCCCUGGAACCUGCACGGCUGUCACGCAGCCCGCCGGGCCCGGCGGGGGACCGGAGAUGGGCGGUGGCCCAAGUCCAUGCAGGGGUGUGCGGCCCGUGGCCCCGACCCUCGCCGCGUGGUUUCCGCGCCAUUGUCCCGUUUGAGUCUAGCAGCUGACGUUUCUGGACGGCUGUGCACAGGAGGCUGCCCAUCUAACCCUGGUGAGCCUGCGGUCAUUCAGCGCAGAUGGGGGCGUGACGGGCAGAGC